This is a messenger RNA of Canariomyces notabilis, 880 nucleotides long. RefSeq lists its product as uncharacterized. Lineage: Eukaryota; Fungi; Ascomycota; Sordariomycetes; Sordariales; Chaetomiaceae. The transcript is spliced from 5 exons. Bases 9 to 818 code for a protein of 269 amino acids. The record is from RefSeq and is a predicted model, not a curated record.
AAAAAGUCAUGGAAGGGUCUGAUAAUCCCCUGAGAACCGACGACAUUCCUCCUCCUGCUCCAUCAGCAUUCGGAUCCCAGUACCAUCGCAGGCAACAGACAACAACAAUGCACUUCAAAGUUUUCGCUCUUGUCAUGGCCACGGCCGUCAUGGCCGCCGUCAACGAGCCAUGCAUUGGAUCCGGCGGAAGAGCAGGCGUGUGCGUCACCACCUCCGACUGCUCAAGCUCGGGCGGAGUGAGCAUCUCCGGCGCCUGCCCAUCGGAUCCCGACAACGUCAAGUGCUGCACCAAAGCGACCUGCCCCAACGGGAGCGCGGGCAACUGCCGCUGGCAAAGCGACUGCGGCGGAAGCUCGGCCACGGGAAUGUGCCCCGGCCCCUCUCAAUUCAAGUGCUGCUCAUCGGCGGCGACCGGGUUCGGCGGUUACCCUGCCCCGACCAUCCCCGGCGUAGGCGCCUGCAAGGCCGUCGCUGUUGAGGGAGCAAAGAAGGUCGUGGCAGCCUUCCCCGGCCGUGUCAGACAGAUCUACUGCACCCGCGACUGCUCGUGCCCGGGCACCUCAGACCACUGCUGCGGCAAGGCCAUUGACUUCAUGUGCUCAGAUGCUGGUGGUGUUCCCACCAUGUCCGGCCGGGAGCUCGCCGAGUGGGUCAUGAACAACCGUGGCACCCUCAAUCUGAAGUACGUCAUCUGGGGCCAGCGCAUCUGGAGCCCUUCGGUCGACGGCGUCAAGGCAUGGACCAGCUGGCGCCCGAUGGAGGACAGGGGCGACGUCACCCAGAACCACUGGGAUCACGUCCACGUCAGCUUCAACUAAUCUGGCUGCUGGAAAUAGUUGCCAGAUUGCUUUCCAGAGAGUGUCAAACUUCGCUCGAUCGC